This is a messenger RNA of Perognathus longimembris pacificus (Pacific pocket mouse), 8434 nucleotides long. It is a transcript of the gene Hipk1, whose product is annotated as homeodomain interacting protein kinase 1. Gene Ontology annotation, biological process: protection from non-homologous end joining at telomere; smoothened signaling pathway; interstrand cross-link repair. Gene Ontology annotation, cellular component: PML body; cytoplasm; nucleus. NCBI's taxonomy places the organism in Eukaryota, Metazoa, Chordata, Mammalia, Rodentia, Heteromyidae. The coding region runs from base 148 to 4314 and encodes 1388 amino acids. The transcript is spliced from 18 exons. The record is from RefSeq and is a predicted model, not a curated record. Gene Ontology annotation, molecular function: protein serine/threonine kinase activity; ATP binding; 5'-3' DNA exonuclease activity.
GCCCUCCGGCUGCCCCCAUCCCCUUCCUCUGCUGGGUUGGCCUGCCCUCCCUCCCGGGGCCCCGGCCUCGCCCCGCAUGCCCUCGUACGGGGCGCCCCCGAAUCCGCGCGCCGCAGCCUUGCCCGGGCGCGGGUCGCGCCCCCCGCCAUGAACGGGGUCCUGAUCCCUCACACGCCCAUCGCCGUGGACUUCUGGAGCCUGCGCCGCGCCGGCUCCGCGCGGCUCUUCUUCCUGUCCCACCUGCACUCGGACCACACGGCCGGCCUCUCCAGCACCUGGGCCCGGCCACUCUACUGUUCCCCGGUCACCGCUCGCCUUCUGCACCGCCGCCUGCGGGUGUCUAAGCAGUGGAUUCGAGCUUUGGAAGUUGGUGUGCCCCAUGUAUUACCUCUAGAUGACGUUGGAUUAGAGACCAUGACUGUAACUCUUAUGGAUGCCAAUCACUGCCCGGGCUCAGUCAUGUUUCUCUUUGAAGGAUACUUUGGAACCAUUCUCUACACAGGUGAUUUUCGGUAUACACCAUCCAUGUUGAAGGAGCCAGCCCUGGCUUCAGGGAAGCAGAUCCAUACCUUAUACCUAGACAACACCAACUGCAACCCAGCCCUGAUUCUUCCUUCCCGACAAGAAGCUGCACGCCAGAUUAUCCAACUCAUUGAAAAGCACCCACGACAUAACAUAAAGAUUGGUAUGGCAUCACAGCUGCAGGUGUUUUCCCCCCCAUCAGUGUCGUCGAGUGCCUUCUGCAGUGCGAAGAAACUGAAAAUAGAACCCUCUGGUUGGGAUGUCUCAGGACAGAGCAGCAGUGACAAGUAUUACACCCACAGCAAAGCCCUCCCAGCCACCCAAGGGCAAGCUAGCACCUCAAACCAGGUAGCAAAUUUCAGUAUUCCUGCUUAUGACCAGGGUCUCCUCCUCCCAGCACCCACAGUAGAGCACAUUGUGGUGACAGCCGCUGACAGCUCGGGCAGUGCCGCUCCAUCAACCUUCCAAAGCAGCCAGGCCCUAACUCACAGAAGCAACGUUUCUUUGCUUGAGCCAUAUCAAAAAUGUGGAUUGAAAAGAAAAAGUGAGGAAGUUGACAGCAACGGUAGCGUGCAGAUCAUAGAAGAACAUCCCCCUCUCAUGCUGCAAAACAGAACCGUGGUGGGUGCUGCUGCCACUACCACCACUGUGACCACCAAGACUAGCAGUUCCAGUGGAGAAGGGGAUUACCAGCUUGUCCAGCACGAGAUCCUUUGCUCUAUGACCAACAGCUAUGAAGUCUUAGAGUUCCUUGGCCGGGGGACAUUUGGUCAGGUGGCAAAGUGCUGGAAGCGGAGCACCAAGGAAAUUGUGGCUAUUAAAAUCCUGAAGAACCACCCCUCCUAUGCCAGACAAGGACAGAUUGAAGUGAGCAUCCUUUCCCGCCUAAGCAGUGAGAACGCUGAUGAGUAUAAUUUUGUUCGUUCUUACGAGUGCUUUCAGCAUAAGAAUCACACCUGCCUUGUGUUUGAGAUGUUGGAGCAGAACUUGUAUGAUUUUCUCAAGCAGAACAAGUUUAGCCCACUGCCACUCAAGUACAUCAGACCCAUCUUGCAGCAGGUGGCCACGGCCUUGAUGAAACUCAAGAGCCUGGGUCUGAUUCAUGCUGACCUUAAACCUGAAAACAUAAUGCUGGUCGAUCCAGUUCGCCAACCCUACCGAGUGAAGGUCAUUGACUUUGGUUCUGCUAGUCACGUUUCCAAAGCUGUGUGUUCAACUUAUCUUCAGUCGCGCUACUACAGAGCCCCUGAAAUUAUUCUUGGAUUGCCAUUUUGUGAAGCUAUCGAUAUGUGGUCACUGGGCUGUGUAAUAGCUGAGCUGUUUCUGGGAUGGCCUCUUUAUCCUGGUGCUUCAGAAUAUGAUCAGAUUCGUUACAUUUCACAAACACAAGGCCUGCCAGCUGAAUAUCUUCUCAGCGCUGGAACGAAAACAACCAGGUUUUUCAACAGAGAUCCUAAUUUGGGAUACCCACUGUGGAGGCUUAAGACACCUGAAGAACAUGAAUUGGAGACUGGCAUAAAAUCGAAAGAAGCUCGGAAGUACAUUUUUAACUGCCUAGAUGACAUGGCUCAGGUCAAUAUGUCCACAGACUUAGAGGGAACGGACAUGCUGGCAGAGAAAGCUGAUCGGAGAGAAUACAUUGAUCUGUUAAAAAAAAUGCUAACAAUUGAUGCAGAUAAGAGAAUUACUCCUCUGAAAACUCUCAACCAUCAGUUUGUGACAAUGACUCAUCUUCUGGAUUUUCCACAUAGUAAUCAUGUUAAGUCUUGUUUCCAGAACAUGGAGAUCUGCAAGCGGAGGGUUCACAUGUAUGAUACAGUGAGUCAGAUCAAGAGUCCUUUUACUACUCAUGUUGCACCAAAUACAAGCACAAAUCUAACCAUGAGCUUCAGCAACCAGCUUAAUACAGUGCAUAAUCAGGCCACUGUUUUAGCUUCUAGUUCUACUGCAGCAGCUGCUACUCUUUCUCUGGCUAAUUCAGAUGUCUCACUGCUAAACUACCAGUCAGCUUUGUACCCAUCUUCUGCUGCUCCGGUCCCUGGAGUUGCCCAACAGGGUGUAUCCUUACAGCCUGGAACCACUCAAAUUUGCACUCAGACAGAUCCAUUCCAGCAAACCUUUAUAGUAUGUCCACCUGCUUUUCAAACUGGGCUACAAGCAACAACAAAGCAUUCUGGAUUCCCUGUGAGGAUGGAUAAUGCUGUGCCAAUCGUACCCCAGGCGCCGGCCGCUCAACCACUGCAGAUCCAGUCAGGAGUGCUCACCCAGGGAAGCUGUACACCACUAAUGGUAGCAACUCUCCACCCUCAAGUAGCCACCAUCACACCGCAGUAUGCGGUGCCCUUUACUCUGAGCUGCGCAGCCGGCCGGCCGGCGCUGGUUGAACAGACCACUGCUGUACUGCAAGCUUGGCCUGGAGGAACACAACAAAUCCUCCUGCCUUCAACUUGGCAGCAGUUGCCUGGGGUGGCACUACACAACUCUGUCCAGCCCACAGCAGUGAUUCCAGAGGCCAUGGGGAGUGGCCAGCAGCUAGCAGACUGGAGGAAUGCCCACUCGCAUGGCAACCAGUAUAGCACCAUCAUGCAGCAGCCAUCGUUGCUUGCUAACCAUGUAACCCUGGCCACAGCUCAGCCUCUGAAUGUCGGGGUUGCCCAUGUUGUCAGACAACAGUCCAGUUCUCUCCCUUCCAAGAAGAAUAAACAAUCUGCUCCAGUCUCUUCCAAACCCGCUGUGGAUGUUCUGCCUUCCCAAGGCUGUUCCUUGGCUGGGGGCAGUCCUCUCCGCACUACAUCUUACCAUUCCCUCGUCCCUGUCCAAGAUCAGCAUCAGCCAAUAGUCAUUCCAGACACUCCCAGCCCCCCUGUGAGUGUUAUCACCAUCCGCAGUGAUACUGAUGAGGAAGAGGACGGCAAGUACAAGCCCAGUAGCUCUGGCCUGAAGCCGAGGUCUAAUGUCAUCAGUUAUGUUACUGUCAAUGACUCUCCAGACUCUGAUUCAUCUUUGAGCAGCCCAUACUCCACUGAUCCCCUGAGCACUCUCCAGGGCAAUAGUGGACCACUUCUGGAAGGGCCCGGCAGAGUUGUGGCGGAUGGCACUGGUGCCCGUACCAUUAUUGUGCCUCCCCUGAAAACUCAGCCUGGUGACUGCACUGUAGCAACCCAGGCCUCAGGUCUCCUAAGCAGUAAGACCAAGCCAGUGGCCUCCGUGAGCGGGCAGUCAUCUGGAUGCUGUGUCACCCCCACAGGCUACCGGGCUCAACGUGGGGGAACUGGUGCAGCGCAGCCACUCAACCUUAGCCAGAACCAGCAGUCGUCAUCAGCUCCAUCUUCGCAGGAGAGAAGUGGCCACCCCGCUCCCCGCAGGCAGCAGGCAUUUGUGGCCCCACUCUCCCAAGCCCCCUACGCCUUUCAGCAUGGCAGCCCACUGCACUCGACUGGUCACCCACAUCUGGCCCCUGCCCCUGCUCCCCUGCCAAGCCAGCCUCACCUCUACACAUAUGCUGCCCCCACCUCUGCAGCUGCAUUGGGCACCACAGGCUCCAUUGCUCACCUUUUCUCCCCACAGGGCUCCUCAAGGCAUGCUGCGGCCUAUAGCACCCACCCAAGCACCCUGGUGCACCAGGUCCCUGUCAGUGUCGGGCCCAGCCUCCUCACUUCUGCCAGUGUGGCCCCCACUCAGUACCAACAUCAGUUUGCCACCCAGUCCUACAUCGGGUCCUCCCGAGGCUCAACAAUUUUUGCUGGAUACCCGCUGAGCCCUACCAAGAUCAGCCAGUUUUCUUAUUUGUAGUUGGGUGUGCAUGAGGGAGGAGGGCUCACAUCCGCCUGCACCUGGCCCUGAGCUCUGAACAGCUGGCCACGGCCCCUUUCCUUCUCUCGUAGCUCCGCAGCUAGCAGCUCAUUCUGCAGAGCCACGGCACAGAAGGCUUUUCUCUGGGAACCCGUCUUCGUGUUGACUGCGUUGUUGUAGUCUCCCAAAGUCUGCCCUGUUUUUUAAUUCUUUAUUUUUGUGACAGCACUUUUGGUAUUUAGAAGAGCUCAGAAGCCCAUCUUCUGCAGUUACCAAGGAAGAGAGAUAACGCCCAAAUUAUCCUCUGAAAAAUGUUUGCUCUCUUCCACCUGACUUCUGUAAAUGAUUUUAAAAACAAGUGAGGCCUCUCUUAUUUAACUUUGUUUUAUUGUGAUAGCUGGCCAGAAGGAAAACACUGAGCUGGCAUCUGGUGACAAACAAGAAAGGUCAUUACUUCUUGUUUGCUUAUUUUAUUUUAAAAACAGCUCAUGCAAGUGUAUGUUAUAUCAUUGGUCAUUUUUCCUUGAGUGUAAGUUUAUGGAGCUUUUAAACUUAAAACUUUUCAAUUUUGUUUCCAUGUUGCAUUAUGCUUAAUGGACACUUGUUUUUAUGUUUUGCAAAAUUGGUUGAGUAUUGAGAUCGCUCUUGUGUUCAUUACAAAGUGGUGUUGGAAAAGUAGUUCGCCAUUUACUCAUUGUGAGAGAAUCUAUCACCAUGAGGACACCACAUAUUGUCUUUAAAUGAAGCACCAUGAAUUCUUUUUAAGUUUAUUUUUUAAAUUCCUGAUUCAAUUAAAGUUUUAUUACUAACAAAGCCAUUCAGGUGUUUUUUUAGUGUAAGGUAGCAGUUGUUUUACUUCAUGCAAGAUCUAUUUAUUGCAAGACAUGGGCCUUGGUGAGCCUUGUCUUCAGAUGGUUGCCCUCAAUGAGCCUUGCCAAAAGAUAUGAAUUUUCAAUAAUACAUCUCUGCUUUCUUCGUCUCUCUCUUCUCUUUUAUGUGACUUAUUUGGGGGAGAAAGCUAAAGAAUUUGAAAUCAGAUGCAAAUGUCAUGUAUGGCUUUUAUACUUCAAAGUUGCUUCCUUCGUAUGCCAGCAGCAAACUGAAUGCUCUCUUAUUAAGACUUCUAUAAUAAGUGCAUGUAGGAAUUGCAAAAAAAUAUUUUAAAAGUUUAUUACUGGAUUUAAAAAUAUUUUAGAAGUUUUGUAAUGGUGGUGUUUUAAUAUUUUGCAUAAUUAAAUGUGUACAUAAUUGAUUAGAAAAAUAUAACAAUUUUUCCUGCUAACCCCAAAUGUUAUUUGUAAUCAAAUGUGUAGUGAUUACACUUGAAUUGUGUACUUAGUAUGUAUCUGAUCCUCCAGUGUUACCCUAAAGGUGGAAUUAAUGUCUCCAUUGUAUUUAAACCAAAAUGAACUGAUAUUUGUUGGAAUGUAUGUGAACUAAUUGCAAUUAUAUAGAGCAUAUUACUGUAGUGCUGGAUGAGCAGGGGCAUUGCCUGCAAGGAGAGGAGACCUUUGGAGUUGUUUUGCACAGGUGUGUCUGGUGAGGGGUUGUUCAGUAUGCGUCUCUCCCUUCCCUUUCUCCUCCCCAUAUUGUAGUGCCUUAUAUGAUAAUGUAGUGGUUAAUAGCGUUUACAGUGAGCUUGCCUUAGGAUGGACCAGCAAGCCCCCGUGGACCCUAAGCUGUUGAGCUGUUCCCUGGGAUUUAUCAGAAAGAACAGAACUGUUGUAUAAAAGUAUUGUUCUUUGGUUUCCUCCUGAUAUAGCAGAAUAAAAACAGCUUUUCUUGUGUACUGCCACUUCUGCCCCUUCUAUCUUGGACUCUCAGCUGUGUUCUCACAGAAGCAUUUUCCCAGGUGGCUCUCACUGCAUUGCUACUUUGCUUCUGUGAGAAUUCAGGAAGCAGAUGAGAGAAGUCAAGCCAAUAUUGAAUAUGCAUCUUUUAAAGUAUGUGCAAUCACUUGGAAUGAGAUCCUCUUUUCCUUUUCCUGUGUGGUAGUUCUUUCUGCAAGUAGUUCACAUUGCUAGUCAAAUAUUUGCUUGUUGAGAAAAAAACAUGUAACAGAUGUGUUUAUACCAAAGAGCCUAUUGUAUUGCUUACUGUGUCCCAUACUGUGAGGAGGAGUUUUGUGGUGCUUCUGGUGGCAAGAGACUCACGGGUGUUUCUUCAUCAGUGAAGAAUAUUAAGAAGGACCCAAAGCCUGUUGAGUCAUUAAGGCUUUUGAGGUUUCUUUGUGACAACUUGUAUAUUCGUGGGGCCCUUCCAGCUGUGAGUUAUUGUUCUAGUUAGCUCACCAUUGAUCUGGGUGAAGCAGAAGGGGUGGGGGGGUGGAAUUUGGGGGAGGAAGAUGAGCCCUGAGACACAGGUGUGUUCCAUCUGAGCUGAAGAUGAGACCUGAGGGGUAAGUCCAGGACUGGCUCUGUGCUGAGAUGGUGAUAGAAGGUGCAGGAUGGAGACAGGAGAUUUCUUGGAGCCUGGUUGGCAUGCUCUGUACCAGGCUGAACACUGAGGAGUGGUAGGUGUAUUCAGAGUUUCUUCACUGUGGGGAGCAAGGGCUUCCUGAUGGGACAGGUAGUCUGUAUUGCCUACCAGAAAUAUGUUGCAUUUUCUGUUAAUUUUUAGAAAGUAUGUGUUCAGCACUCUAUUUGGUCAGGUUAGCCAAGCAGUUUGUGUAGUUUGACACUGGUAUUAUUCAGUUUUCCAGGCAGCAUCUUCAUGUUAUCUCUUGCCCCUCCCACCCCCUUUUUCCGAAGCACAUUCUAAUUGUCUUGUUUAAAUGCAGGUCUAGUUUCCACCAUUUUUUUGUUGUUUUGUACCUUUCCUCAUCAAAGGACAGGAUUUGUUGUUUUUGUAAGAAGUGAGAUGCAGGGAACAAACAAAUCUUCACCUCUGACCCUGAUCCAAUAGGCAGACAUCAUUUAAGAUAGGGCAAAAUGAAGAUGAUGCCCCCAGAGCUUGGAUCACUACGGUGGUCAUCUGACUAGCAGUGCAAGAGCUUCUAAUUCUCUGCUUAUUGACAUCUCAGGUGUCUGCUGUAUGUUUGUGUGUUCCGUACAGCUUUGGAUUCUAUGCCUGGAGCUUAUAUGAACAUCACUCACCCUUUUGGGCCUGUGAAUGUAGUGAGCAGCUAGCCUGGGUCAGCAUGGCUGAUCUCAAAGCAGAUUAAGGUGUUGAGACCUCUCUGAACUUGUAUUUCCAGUGAGGGGACAUGUGGAAGGGUUUAGUAGAGCCAUCCAGGCCCUCUGGGACAUUUAAUCACUCCAGUGUUUUUAAUAACUCCCAAGGAGGUCUUGCUGUUGAGUUGAGCUGAAAUGGCAGCCCAGGAAUAAGAACCCCAUUUAAUCAAUUCUGGCCAUCCUGAGCCUGCUUCUGUGAUUGCUUGCUUGCCCAUCAUUGUCCAUCAGAGGGGCCACGCUUGGCUGUCCUGAGCCAAGCAAGCAGCACAGCAGCAGGUUUUACUUCGCAUUAUUAGGCAGAAACCCACUGUAGAGAUGGUUUGUUUUAUGAUAGGAAAUGAGUUUGCCUCCCAGUGAUAGAAGUGGCCCAAGCCUGCUUCCUAUUUUGAUUUUUUUUUAACUGAUGGAUGGUGCCGCAUGUGUACAUGGUUGUUUGUUGCUAAACUUUAUAUAAUGUGUGGUUUCAAUUCAGCUUGAAAAAUCUCACUCCAUGUAGCAGUACAUUAUAUGUACAUUAUAUGUAACGUUAGUAUUACUGCUUUGAAUCCUUGGUAUUGCAAUGGAAUUCCUACUUUAUUAUAUGUAUUUGAUAUGCUAGUUAUUGUGUGUGAUUUAAAGUUCUUUUGCUUUCUCUCUUUUCUGGUGUGAGCUUCCUUUUACAACAAGCCUCUAGAAACAGAGUUUCUGAGAAUGACUGAGCUGUGUUUGUAAUGCAGAUGUACUUAGGGAGUAUGUAAAAUAAUCAUUUUAACAAAAGAAAUAGAUAUUUAAAAUUUAAUACUAACUACGGGGGAAAGGGUCCAUUGUGUAAAACAUAGUUUAUCUUUGGAUUCAAUGUUUGUCUUUGGUUUUACAAAGUAGCUUGUAUUUUCAGUAUUUUCUACAUAAUAUGGUAAAAUGUAGAGCAAUUGCAAUGCAUCAAUAAAAUGGGUAAAUUUUCUGAUUCA